This is a messenger RNA of Amborella trichopoda, 266 nucleotides long. NCBI's taxonomy places the organism in Eukaryota, Viridiplantae, Streptophyta, Magnoliopsida, Amborellales, Amborellaceae. The record is from RefSeq and is a predicted model, not a curated record.
UUUACUGUUUUUCAUUUGCAGAAUGGAAACUCUUAAGAGGCACUUGCCAGCAGGUGGCCCCGAUGGACUGUCUGAACUCAGGAAAAUUGCUGCAAGAUUUGAAGAGAAGAUCUUUACUAGUGCUGAGAACCAGGCAGAUUAUUUGAGGAAAAUAUCUCUAAAGAUGCUCACUAUGGAGACAAAAUCUGCCUUAGAGAAUUCUACGGCAUCAAACCCUACUGGAGGAAACCAAAAUAUGCAAGAUCAAGGUGAACAUUUGUGAAGUA